ACACUACAGCCUCCUGCAAACAAGAGAUGCACAAGCACAGACAAACAAACAUUAAAACUAAAGCAGAUGCCUCUGCAAAGACAGAGAGUCAAAGACACUGUACUGGGAGAACAGAAAAGGACAAUCAGACUUUUACAAUGCUUAUUAACUGUCUGGAGGAACUUACAGAAGAAAACUUCAAAAAGUUCAAAAGUUACUUAAACAAACCUGUGCUGAAUGAAUGCAAAGCCAUUCCUGCGUGUCAGUUGGAGAAGAAUGAAAGAACAUACAUUGCAGACUUGAUUAUCAGAUUUUAUGGGGAUGAAAAUGCCCUGAAAAUCACUUCCUGUAUAUUAGAGAAGAUUCCACGGAAUGACCUUGUGGAAAGCCUGACAAAGGAUAUCGGCCACUUCCACAUUUCAUCAAUGGACUCAAAGACAGAGGUAAAAAGGGAAACAAAUCAUGGUGAGAAGCUCAGGAACCUGCUGACUUGUGGAGGAUCAACACUGGAUCACUACAACUAUUAUAUCAUCGUAAUGAACAAAAGCGAUACUGACCAAAUCGAACACCUCCAGUUUCUUUGCAAACUUAAUUUGUUUUGUGUUUUGGACUUUGAUCCUAAUUCAGCCAUUAAUGGUGCAUGCAAGCUGUACAGAGAAUCCCGAAUCGCAAAUCUGCACUUCCCAAUCCACUUUCAGGGGGAACCAAGUGCAGUGAUUAAAAACCUGAAUCUCUACAAACAAACGAGCUGGGUGUUCUGCAAUGGAAGGUUUGACUUUGACUCUGAAUCUAGUAGACAUCUAGACUACCAAAGCUGGUUGAGAAGAACGCACAGGGAAAUAGAGCAAAUGGUUUCAUUUCUCUUCAAACCAGAGGUCCUUCCUGGUAGAAGAUGCCUGGUCAUAUUUCUGUUGCUUUCUUCUGUAGAGUCGGAGAAAGACCCCAUUUUUGACACAUUCAUGACGUUCCACAGGCAUAUCUGUGAAAGCAAGAGAUCAUUUGAAAAAUGGCAAAGUCUCAUUCAAAAGAAAUAUGAGUUUGACAUCACCAGGCAGUCCAUCUAUGAGCUGGACAUCAGCCAAGUGAAUGGAACUGUAAUGAAACUGGGACCGCACCUUCAAUCCUAUGGAAAGUUGCUGCCAUCAGCUGGCUCUAGUUCUGUCAUCCUGCGACAGAAAGAUGCAGAUGUAAUGACGGCUUUAGACAUAUUGUGUGAAAAUGAGUGCGAGAAUGUUCAUGAUGAAAACAGCGCUGAAUUUCAAGACUUAAAACUCAAGACUGAGGAAGAAUUUUACAGAGGAGGAAAAGUCAAAUGGUGGAACUUCUAUUUCUCAGAGAAACGGAAAGCAAAGCCGUUCAUCAAACGAGACAAAUAUGAAGCCGCUAAAAGCACAUGCGUCUUGGUGAACCUCUUUCACCAUCCUGGAUGUGGAGGUACAACUUUAGCAAUGCACGUAAUGUGGGACCUUCGAAAUCAGCUAAGAUGCGCAGUUCUAAAGGACAGCUCCUCAGAAGAGCAGGUGGCAUCACAAAUAAAGUACUUGAUGAAGUAUGGAAAAAGUGAUGAAUCUCCUCAAACACCGGUUCUUCUGUUGGUUGAUGAUUCCAAAGAUAUAGAAGGUGUGGAAAAUCUGAGGAACUGCAUUCGUAGGACAUUAGAUGAAGAUUGCCUAAGCAAAAAAGAAAAGAGUGCAAACUCACUGGUCAUCAUUCUGAACUGCAUUCGGACUCAUUUCCCGAAAGAUCAGCACAAAUGCUGUGAGACGGUAAGUCAGUACAUAACAACAGAGCUAACAAAGAAAGAGCAAGACGACUUUGAAGAGAAACUGCAAGAACUUAAGGAAAAUCAUAAAAGGCCUGAAAACUUCUACAGUUUUAUGAUCAUGAAGUCAAACUUUGACAAGAAAUAUGUUAAAAACGUAGUUUGUAAUACGCUGAAGGAUCUUGACAGGGGCACCAAGCAAGCCCAACUCCUCUCAAUCAUGGCACUGCUGAACUCAUAUGUGACUGAUUCAUAUAUUUCUCAGUCAGUUUGUGAAGACUUUCUUGGGAUGAAAUCAUUCCUAUGGGGAAAAGAAACUGUUCUUGAGAGGAUGGAACCUUACUCAAAUUUGCUUAUCGGAUUUAAGGUUGACCAGUGUGGGGAGUACUCUGCCAUCCGUAUCCUACACCAUGACAUAGCCUGGGCAUGCCUUGAGGAGCUGGAUUUGACGUACAGCAUAAAGAGAAGUGACAUUACCACGGAUCUGCUUCACUGUGAUUUGUUUUUCAAAACCGGACUGGGGAAAGAUGCUUUAAUACACUCCAUUCAGCGCAUGCUGAUUGAGAGGCAGCGCAAUGUGGAAAAUGAGAGAGACACUCAGUUUUCUCUGUUGAUUGAAAAAAUCCACACAGAUGAAGGGAGACAAAAAGUUCAAGACAUCUUUAUGAAAGCAUCAUCAAGAUAUGAGACAAGUGCUUCCAUUCCCCAAGCCUUGGCACGGUACCUUUACCUUUAUGGCAGAGAUUUCUCUCAGGCCCUUGAUUGGGCAGAAAGUGCGAUAAACAUCACAGAAAACCCGUUCACUGUUGAUACAAUAGGCCAGAUCCACAAAAACCACCUGAAGUACAGAAUUCAAAGAGAGAAGGAGCAGGAGAUGCCUCGUAUCCCAGAAAAUCUCGACGCCUACCUCGAGCUUGCAAAAAAGGCAACCAGUGCUUUCCAAAAGGCACAGAAACUGUCAAAGACUGAAUAUGAGCCUUAUGAAGAUAACCAUCUUAUUAAAGGCUACAACCAGUAUGUGGACAUGGGGCUAAUAGAAACAGCACUCAUGGUCUUUGAUUUGGUCAGCAGCCUCCCAUUUUUCAAUGGAAAAGAUCCACUCACAAGAAGAUACAUGCAGAGUUUCCUCAAAGGCAGCAUUCCUAUUGAGAGCAUUCAUUUUGAGGACAAUGACAUGAAUCAGAAAUACGUAGCUGUUCUGAAGAAACACAAACCAUUCCUCCGUGAGUUAAAGAAGCAGGCAAAGACUAGUUUUGAAUUCUUUGACAGCUACUUUACUUACUUGAAAAGCAGGAAAUUUGAGGAGGAGUUAGACCACAGGUGUAGACGGAAGAUAUCAGAAUACUUCAAGAAGUAUAUUUCAUUCUUCUGUUCAGAGGCCGAAUGGUCACAAGAGCAUGCAGGCAAAAAAUUUCUACGCGAGAACAUGGACAUUGAGGCAUGCGAAAUGUUUCUGGAAGAGAAGAAAGCUGACACUUUUGCAGGGCUGCUUCAACACUUGGAGAACAGAAGUGGAGAAACAAUGGAAAAAAUAAAAGAAUGCUAUCAGUUUUUACAUGAGCGUGUGAAAUUCAGAAGUCCAAAUUUCAAAACAAACCUCAUACUAGCCAACAUAAUCCUGCAUCUCAUCAAACCCAAGUCGAAGUGUGCAAUGAGCGAGAGGGACCUCAUUCAUCUUUUGAAGGAAACACUGCAAGAAAUCGGAGUCCAGUACUCGUCUCCGGAGCCCUACUACUUGGCGUUACUGCUACUUUGGCCCUGUUCAUCUGCAUCAGUUCCUGACAAAAACAUCAGAAUCUAUGUCAACUCCAUACGCAGUUCUUCUCGUCGUCAGCUGCCCAAUUCGUUACGCAAGAGAGGCGCUAUUUCUCAUUUUUUGCUGGGCAAAAAGUCAGGACUGGAAAGGCUUGUACCUAAAGCAAAACUGUACUACUCAAAAGACCCAAAAGAAAGCAACAGGCUUUGGCAGAGUGGAGACAUCUUUGCUCAGAAAGAUAUUAAAGACCGCCUGCUCAGAGUAUACGGAACUGUAGAGCAAGGGGAAGUUUACAUUGAGUAUGGUAAACUGAAAAUCCCAGUUCAUCCAGCCUUCCUUAAUGCUGUGAGAUCUGGAUUCAGUACAGAAAGGGUGUCCUUCUACUUAGGUUUUGCCAUGACUGGUCCACUUGCAUAUGACAUUCGCUAUGAAGAUUGA
Molecule: messenger RNA, 3935 nt
Organism: Colossoma macropomum (tambaqui)
Lineage: Eukaryota; Metazoa; Chordata; Actinopteri; Characiformes; Serrasalmidae
Product: sterile alpha motif domain-containing protein 9-like
Cellular component (GO): cytoplasm
Source: RefSeq, a predicted model, not a curated record